AUGCAACGGAAACUUGUUAGGUAUGCGCUGGCUACUGGUAGAUCACUUCAUAGCUGCAGAAGGCUAGGAAAUUCGCUGGGUAUUGACCGGUCAGCUGAGAAUAACUUGAAGACCGAAACGAACAGACUUUCAAAAACACUUACGAAGUUUUGGGAAACCGUAGGAUUGGAAACAGUUGAUGGACAAGUGACUGUGCAAAUUGAUAAUAAACCAAUCCGCACUCCUUUAGGGAAUCCUUUGCGCGUUUCUUCGAACCGUCGCACGUUGGCGCAUAUGUUACGUGAUGAGUGGGCAAAUUUACCAGAUUUAUCGAUUAAACCUCAUUCUCUUCCACUGACUUCGAUUGUAUCCCGUUGCAUUGAUUUAGCACAAGCUAGUGAAGCAGGUACGGACCCUGAUGUUGUUGCUAAGGUUGGUGGUGACCGCACUGUGGUGUGCGAGAUGCUGUUACGCUACCUUGACACUGAUACCUUGCUAUGUCUGUCUCCUAAGGCAGAGUACGAAGGAAGAUUGAGAAAGGCUCAGGAGAAGAUGUACAUUCCUAUUAUUUCCAGAGUAGAGCAACUUCUCGGUAAAUUCAGUGAGGAGCCUAUUAGAUUACAGCUUUUAGAUGCCGACAUUCACGGUCUAACAGGAAACAAGCAGACAGAAGCAGUGCGGACGGCAGCUAGAAACUAUCUUAAACAAUUAGAUGUCUGGGAUGUUGCUGUUUUUGAGAAGACCGUUUUGACUACAAAAUCGUUCAUCUGUGGGAUGUUGUUACUAGAGAAUAAGUCCUCAACGAAGAGCGAGAUGCUUCCCAUCACUAUGGAAGAAAUUGCACAGGCAGCUACAUUAGAAACUAUUUAUCAAGUGGAAAAAUGGGGAGAGGUUGAGGAUACACAUGAUGUUGAGAAACGUGACAUUAGAAGAAAUAUUAACGCUGCUGCAAUGGUUGCAUACAAGGAAUAA
This is a messenger RNA of Eremothecium sinecaudum, 951 nucleotides long. It is a transcript of the gene ATP12, whose product is annotated as ATP synthase complex assembly protein ATP12. The transcript has a single exon. Gene Ontology annotation, biological process: mitochondrial proton-transporting ATP synthase complex assembly. NCBI's taxonomy places the organism in Eukaryota, Fungi, Ascomycota, Saccharomycetes, Saccharomycetales, Saccharomycetaceae. Gene Ontology annotation, cellular component: mitochondrion. The record is from RefSeq and is a predicted model, not a curated record. The coding region runs from base 1 to 951 and encodes 316 amino acids.